AUGAGUCUGCAACUGGGCGGAUCCCUGGACCGUGGCAGCCGUGGCCGGAGUGGGCGGGACAAGUGUGUGGGCGGGGCCAUGGGCGGAGCCAGGGGCGGGGCUCCGGCCCGCUGGAGCCGGCGUGAAAUCUGCCUGCUCUCUGCGCUAGUGUUCGCGGCGGGGAUGUGCGUGAUUCUCGGAUGCAUGCUGGCGCUGAAGUUUCUGUCGCUGGAAGCGCAGGAUUCUCAGUGUCGUCAGGAUUGCGUGAAGCGGCGCUCGCUGCUCCGGGCCGCGCGCUUCAUCCAGGGGAACGUCGACCCGAGCGUCCAGCCCUGUCACGACUUCUUCAGCUUCGUUAAAGAAUUUUACCGCUCGUGUAUCAACAUGAAGGAAAUCGAUCGCCUGGGGUCGGGGCCUAUGACUGAAAUCGAUCAGGAGGGUUUGACUCUGCCGGAAAGGACUCUGUAUCUGGGGCAGGAUGAAGACAGUGUGAAGAUUCUGGCAUCUUAUAAAGCGCUGAUGGAAAGAUUGCUGAGCAUGCUGGGAGCUCACAACGCCACGCUGAAAUCUCGAGAGAUUCUGGAUCUGGAAACGAGGCUGGCAAACAUCACUGUGUCUGAAUACGACGACCAAAGAAAGGACAUCAGCAGCGUGUACAACGGAAUAACACUGAAACAGCUGCAGAAAAUGGCUCCAAGCUUCCACUGGAAGCGUUUGUUAGACCGGAUCUUCAAUGAUAAUUUCUCUGAGGAAGAGGAGAUCGUAGUUUUGGCCACUGACUACAUGCAGACGGUGUCGGACAUCAUUAAAACCACGUCUAAACGGGUUCUUCAUAACUACAUGUUGUGGCGUAUCGUGGCGGCGCUGAGCGAGCAUCUCUCCACCGCGUUUCGCAGCACGAUUCACGAGUUCUCACGCGAGAUCGACGGAGGAGAGCGUCAGCUGGAUCUGGAGCGGCUGUGUCUCAAUCAGGCCAACAAACACUUCGGCAUGGCCCUCGGCGCGCUCUUCGUCCAGCAGCACUUCUCCUCCUCCAGCAGAGCCAAGGUGCAGGAGCUGGUGGAGGACAUUAAACACUCGUUAGAUCAGAGACUGCAGGAGCUCGACUGGAUGGAUGAAGAAACCAGAGGCGCUGCCCGAGCGAAGCUGCAGCACAUGAUGGUUAUGACCGGUUAUCCUGACUUUCUGUUAAAGCCUGAGCUUAUCGACGAGGAGUACGGGUUUGAUGUGAACGAGAAAACCUACUUCAGGAACAUCCUCAGCAGCAUCAAGUACAACAUCAAACUCUCCGUCAAAAAGAUCCAGAGAGAGGUGGACAAGACGACGUGGCUUCUUCCACCACAAGCUUUAAAUGCGUAUUACCUGCCAAACAAAAACCAGAUGGUUUUUCCUGCAGGAAUUCUCCAGCCGACUCUCUACGAUCCUGAAUUCCCUCAGUCACUGAAUUACGGAGGAAUCGGAGCGAUCAUCGGUCACGAGCUCACACACGGAUACGACGACUGGGGUGGGCAGUACGAUCGCUACGGCAACCUGAAGCAGUGGUGGACGGAAGAGUCGUACAGGAAGUUUCAGAAGAAGGCGGAGUGUAUCGUCAAACUCUACGAUAACUUCACUGUGUACAACCAGAGGGUUAACGGGCGUCUGACGCUGGGCGAGAACAUCGCUGAUCUGGGUGGACUGAAGUUGUCUUAUUAUGCAUAUCAGAAGUGGGUUCGUGAACACGGGCCGGAGCGUCCUCUGCCGGGACUCAAAUACACACACGAGCAGCUCUUCUUCAUCGCGUUUGCUCAGAACUGGUGUAUGAAGAGACGAUCGCAGUCGAUUUACCUGCAGCUGCUGACGGAUAAACACGCGCCUGAACAUUACAGGGUGAUGGGCAGCGUGUCUCAGUUCGAGGAGUUCGGCCGUGUGUUUCACUGUCCCAGAGGGUCGCCCAUGCAUCCGGUCAACAAAUGCGCCGUCUGGUGAACUUUGACCCCUGAGCGUCUCCUCAUCAGCCCCGUUUCCAUGACGAACCGCCCCGAGCUGCUCCGACGCCACUUGAUGUUUACAGCAUUUGAAGAGUGAUCAGAAAUCAACCUCGUCCUCAUCGUCACGUGCCAUUUUUCAGGCGGAUCUUUCUUUGAAAUGUUUAUUUUUAUAUUCGGAUGCAGAGCGUGGCUGAUGUUUGUACGGCGAGUCAGGUGUGACUGUGAGGAUGAGGUGUGUGUGAGCCGCUGUACAUGUUUUGUCAGACAUGUUUAGUGUUUUUUUAAGUAGAAACGGCUGCUGAACUGACUGUUGUCAGCCUGACAGAGGAGAAAAAUCAAAAAUACAGUGAUUUCACAUUGCCCCUGUGUCGAUUCUGUGGAAACCUGUGUCUGCCAUGGAAAAAAUAUGCAUAAAAAU
Molecule: messenger RNA, 2367 nt
Organism: Sinocyclocheilus anshuiensis
Lineage: Eukaryota; Metazoa; Chordata; Actinopteri; Cypriniformes; Cyprinidae
Product: endothelin-converting enzyme-like 1
Exons: 18
Coding region: 1-1947 (648 amino acids)
Biological process (GO): protein processing
Cellular component (GO): plasma membrane
Molecular function (GO): metalloendopeptidase activity
Source: RefSeq, a predicted model, not a curated record